Messenger RNA from Carassius auratus (goldfish), 2718 nucleotides. RefSeq names its product leiomodin 2 (cardiac) a (gene lmod2a). Gene Ontology annotation, biological process: myofibril assembly; muscle contraction; pointed-end actin filament capping. The coding region runs from base 347 to 1825 and encodes 492 amino acids. Gene Ontology annotation, molecular function: tropomyosin binding; actin binding. Gene Ontology annotation, cellular component: striated muscle thin filament; cytoskeleton; myofibril. The record is from RefSeq and is a predicted model, not a curated record. Lineage: Eukaryota; Metazoa; Chordata; Actinopteri; Cypriniformes; Cyprinidae. The transcript is spliced from 3 exons.
AAUGCAUCUUGAAUCUUGUAACUUAAUACAAAUUAGAUUAGUUUUAGUGGUAUCCCCAAGGGGGCAAUUCCUAUGUCAUUUUUGGCCAACAGUUGCUGACAGGUGUCACCACUCCAUAAUGAACUCUCAUUCUUCUUGCAACCUAAUCUUGAUGUCCCCAUAGAGAGACACCAUCAUUUGUAGAUCCUCUGUUGUGUACCCUCCUCCACUUAAGUUCCUCCACCGGGUUCCUAGAUUAGACUAACAGUCUAUCUAACACACACCCACAUGCCUGCACUAAUCCCACUUUCAAGUAUUGAGGCAGCGUAAAAGUUAAUACUCGCAAAGGAGACAUAGCGUUACAAGUAUGAGCAACUUUGGGUACCACAAACAGCUUGGCAAGUAUGAGGACAUCGAUGAAGAUGAACUUCUGGCCUCCCUGACAAAUGAAGAAAUCCAGGAGCUGGAGAAGGUUAUGGCUGAAAUAGAACCUGAUACGAACAUACCCACUGGGUUAAGGCAAGAGGACCAGACGGCCAAGCAGCCAACAGGCACUUUUUGCCGAGAGGCUCUGCUGAAGUACUGGGAGGACGAGACUCACAGAAUGCUCGAGGACAGCAUGGAUGAGUGCCAGACAGAUAAGAGCGAAGAGGAAUGUGGCAGUGAAGAGCCUGAGGAUAAUGAAGAGGAGAGAGAGCAAGAAAAUUGGGGGCUCAAAACAGGGGGAGAUGGGGAGAAAGAAGCUAGGUCAAGCAACAGGAAUUUUGUGGACUUGUCCAGAUUAGAUUGCAAGAGGCAUGGUAAUAGUGGUCAAAAACAUAAAGCCAUCUAUAAAGGUGCCCUUCAUCAUCACGUUACCCCAGAGAGGCCAAGUGGUAACCCCACUGAUAUUGUUAAGACCUUGGAAAACAUUUUGAGGAACGACACCUCCAUGAAUGAAGUCAACCUCAACAACAUUGAGAACAUAUCCCAAGAUGUUUUGGUGAGCUUUGCUGAUGCAUUAAUCUCCAACACUUACGUUGAGGUUUUCAGCCUUGCCAACACCCAUGCGGACGACCAAGUAGCUUUUGCCUUGGCCAAAAUGCUAAAGAAGAACUGCAGCAUCACCAACCUUAAUGUUGAGUCCAACUUUAUUUCAGGCAAAGGUAUCUUAGCUUUGACUGGUGCACUUCAGUACAACACAACACUGGUGGAGCUCCGAUUCCACAACCAGCGGCACAUCUGUGGAGGCCAAGUGGAGAUGGAAAUGGUCAAAUUGCUAAGAGACAACACCACCCUGUUGAAACUGGGAUACCACUUUGACUUACCUGGUCCAAGGAUGAGCGCAACUGGGAUUUUAACCCGCAACCAGGACCGCCAGAGGCAAAUGCGACUGCAACAAAGGAAAGAACAAGACAAUCUAGAAAGACGUGAGGAACAAUCCAAGACACGGGAUACUGUGGACAGUACACAGUCUCUUCAGAUCCAGAUUUCAACAGACAAAGAUCCUACACAAGGGAAGCAACACUCGGUCUCUACUCAUUUACCAAAACAUCCUCACAGUCAACCAAAAGUUGUGAAUAAUGUGCCAUCUAGAGAAAUCGCUGAAAUGGUCAAGAAACAAGAAGAAACAGCCAUGGAUAGCGUUGUUCGAAACCAGACUAAUGCAAAUAAAGGACUCAAACUCACAGAGGACAACCAUGGCAAGAGCAUUUUUCAAAAUGAAAAAACAGUAGUUUGGAGAAGAAAAGAUGAAAGAAAGAGUCCGGAAGGCACCCAGGGGUCAACCCGUGAUGAUCUGUUGGCAGCUAUUCGUAGAAGCAGCAUUGGUACACUACGAAGGGUCACCAAUAAUCAUCGUUCCUGAGGUAGGCCUAUAAGAGGCUCAUAUAAAAUUAAUCUGUAAAACAAAUAACACAAAUUCAAACUUUUGUUUUCUUGUCUCUUAAUUCUUAGUUUGAACCAUGGCCGUUACCAGGGUUUUAAAAUGAGUGAGGUCUGGGGUGGGAAAGAAUUUUUAAGAAUUGUGUUUUAAUAACCCCUACAAAUACAACUUGUUAUAUACACUAAAUACUUUAAAAGAGACAGACAUGUAGAUGUUUUCUCUGUUUUGGAGGGAUGAACAAUGUUAAACCAUACCAUUUUUAUUGUUCAUACUUUACUAUAAGUUAGGGGUGGAUCAUUUUAUUCAUGCAACAAUACAUAUUGUGGUUAUAGGUUUCAUUAAUAACAUUGCAAUUCAGAUGUUAACUUUGUCUAGUGCUCUUAUGAUUUUUUUAGCAUGAUUUUGUGGAAAUUUAACUACUGUUCAAAUGUUUGCAUAUUUAAUUUCAUUUUGUAACCUACUAGCGCUACAGAUCUGUGUACUAAUGUUAAAUGCAUCCGUUCUUACUAGUGUUGAUAACGAUCUGACAGAUAAUAUCAUGGUUUUGUGUGUUUACCUUCACGAAUGCUGUCUGCUGUCAGCAAUAAUUGUCUGUGGGCUUUUUAAAGUACUGUCAGUUUAAGCGCCGGCAAUCAGUAUUGUCAGAUAUUGAUAAUGAAAAUGAAUAAAAAAAAAAUAGUUAAAUAAAAUAAUUAGUUAUAAAGAAGACAUUGAUGCCCCUUAACUGCAACUUCCCACUUUAUUAACUUUCUAAAGUGUCAAAAAAAGUGCCAAAGAUGCUUAUAAUAGCUGGAUCUUAACAGUGUAAGCUCAUUUUACGCCUUACACACCUUCAGAAACAUAAUUAUGACUUACUUAUAUGAGAAAUUUCAAAU